Rhineura floridana is the source of this 3560-nucleotide messenger RNA. It is a transcript of the gene SLC17A5, whose product is annotated as solute carrier family 17 member 5. Lineage: Eukaryota; Metazoa; Chordata; Lepidosauria; Squamata; Rhineuridae. The record is from RefSeq and is a predicted model, not a curated record. Gene Ontology annotation, molecular function: transmembrane transporter activity. The transcript is spliced from 11 exons. Bases 266 to 1750 code for a protein of 494 amino acids. Gene Ontology annotation, biological process: transmembrane transport; monoatomic anion transport.
CAACAACCAAUCAGCCAGAAGACUAGUGCCAGUAGCAAAGAUGGCUGAGAGAGCCGAGGAGGGUGGGGAGAAAAACAAGUCAGUUCAGCAGACUCUAAGUAGAUGAACCCCAACACUGGCCACAUUUCCGCCCGGCUAGCAGUCACGUGCCUGCUGGCUGGCUUGCCGCUGACUUUUGUGGCUGGCUGAAGAGAAUCAGGUGGGUUAUAACAAUAAAGGGGGGCGAGUGUCUACUCCAGCGUUUGCUUUUACCCUGAAGAGUGAUAUGCAGACCACGGAACCUGAAGAGGCGGAGGAAGAAGAGGACCAUACCCCGUUGCUGUUGCGAGAAUCCCAGCCCAUCGGCAAGGCGGCCACAAUAUGCUGCUCUGCUCGUCUCAGUUUAGCAAUUUGGGCCUUCUUUGGAUUCUUUCUCUUAUAUGCACUCCGUGUGAAUUUAAGUGUUGCCCUGGUGGACAUGGUAGAGUCAAAUGCAAGCUUGACCAAAAAUACAACUUCUUCAAAUGUGUGCCAAGAACAUUCUUCUACUCCAGUUGUUCCUCGUAACACUUCGGGAAGAAAGUAUCCAUGGGAUGCAGAUACUCAAGGCUGGAUCCUUGGUUCCUUCUUCUAUGGCUAUAUCAUUACUCAGAUUCCUGGUGGAUAUCUUGCACGCCAAGUUGGGGGAAAGCGGCUAUUGGGGUUUGGCAUCCUGGGUACUGCCAUUUUCACCUUGUUCACACCUUUAGCCGCAGAUUUAGGAGUUGGAUACCUAAUAGCAGUCAGAGCUUUGGAAGGCCUGGGUGAGGGUGUCACCUUCCCUGCCAUGCAUGCUAUGUGGUCCUGUUGGGCUCCUCCGCUGGAACGCAGUAAACUUCUUAGUAUUUCAUAUGCAGGUGCACAGCUAGGAACAGUUGUGUCUCUUCCAUUGUCUGGCUUGAUCUGUUUUUAUAUGAACUGGAUUUAUGUAUUCUAUAUAUUUGGUACCCUUGGCGUGCUGUGGUUCCUCUUCUGGAUGUGGAUGGUUAGCGAUACACCAGAAACUCACAAGAGAAUUUCCCAUGCAGAAAAAGAAUACAUUCUCUCUUCCCUUACAGAUCAGCUUUCUACUCAGAAAUCUGUCCCUUGGGAAGCCAUGCUGACAUCCCUUCCGCUUUGGGCUAUUGUUGUAGCACACUUUUCUUAUAACUGGACUUUCUACACACUCCUUACCCUAUUGCCUACUUACAUGAAAGAGAUUCUGAGGUUUGAUGUGCAAGAGAAUGGAUUUUUAUCUGCAGUGCCUUAUUUUGGCUGUUGGGUUUGCAUCAUUCUAUCUGGUCAAUUUGCUGACUAUUUGCGGGAAAAGCAAAAUAUGUCUACUGUAUGUGUGCGCAAGACAUUUACUCUGAUAGGAAUGAUUGGGCCUGCAGUUUUCCUUGUAGCAGCUGGAUUCAUAGGUUGCAAUUAUGAACUGGCCGUUGCAUUUGUAACCAUAUCCACAACACUAGGGGGCUUUUCUACAUCUGGAUACAGCAUCAACCACUUGGAUAUUGCACCAUCAUAUGCUGGCAUCCUCCUUGGAAUCACAAAUUCAUUUGGCACAAUCCCAGGAAUGGUGGGACCACUUGUUGCUAAGAGCCUAACUCACAGUAAUACUGUGGGAGAGUGGCAGAUUGUGUUCUAUAUUGCCGCUGCCAUUAACUUAUUUGGAGCCAUCUUCUUUGCAUUAUUUAGCAGUGGAGAAGUUCAAGACUGGGCACUCAAUGGCUACCACUUGCAUAGGAACUGAAGGAACACUGGGGUUAAUCACCACGCAUUACAAUCAUGUGACCUGGAAUGCCUUUCACAUGACAACUGCAAAGCCUACUGUAACCCUUUCCUAUUACAAUUGGAAGACAUUUCAUGUUUUAAUAAGUUGAUUUUGUAAUAACUUGGGAUCUAAUACACAAUCAGUUGGUGUCAGAUACCUGCAGAUGUGACAUAUUUUAAUCAACGUAUCAACAUUUAAAAAAAAUAUGUAUGAAUUAAACUAUUGGAAAGGAACUUUUGCAAAAUGCAAGUAAGAAGUAGUUGGGGGGAAGGGUGAGACAGAAAAAAGGGGUUUUUGUUGUUGUUGUUGUUAAGGUAAUUUUAAGUAAGGGUUGUCAUAACUAUAUUAUAUAUUUGUCCUGUCCUAUUAAUUCAAAUAAGUAAGGGAAAUUAAAAGGGGGGGAUUCACUUGUGUGCCCACUGAAAGUAUGCAUUUGUCAGCAUAUAUCCCCUACGACAGGGAUGGAGAACUUGAGCCCUCAAGAUGUUGUUGCACUACCUCUCCCAUCAUACCGCACUAUUGGCUAUGCUGCCUGGGGCUGAUGGAAGCUGGAGUCCAACAGCGUCUGUACUAUGAGAUUUCACCACAUCUGAAGCACACACACUAAUUAAAAGAAAAUAAGCCAAAGUCUGCUACUAUAUGGAAGAAAUAAUGUUUGAUUGAAAGAAUGGCAUUUUGUUCCCCCUUCUCCCCCUCACUGUACUAACACCUAUUUUGACCAACAAACCACAGAAUAAUAUCAAAAUGGCUGUAGAAGCAUGCUAAAGUCUGUGACUAGUGCAUGGCAAAACAUUUGUACUAGUGUAAUCAUUUGAAUAUAUAUUCAGAAGUAAGUUCAGUGGCACAUUCCUAGGUAAGUGGGUAUAGGAUUGCAGCUUAAUAGGGUGUUCAUCAACCUUCAGGAUUAUACACUAAGAACUCCCAAGUGUAUAUCUGCACAUGUUCUCUUCAGGGAUUGGGUGUUCCCAUGCAAUGCAUCAGAAUCCAGAAGCCCUCAGCCAGUCCACAUUGCAAAUAAGGCCUGUGUCAGCUUACUUUGUCAUAAUGAUACUUAGAGAUUGUCCCAUGUUGCAUUGCACUUUCUUUUUCAGAGGGCUUCCCUCAAACUUCAUAUUUGAUGCUAGUGCACUAAACUGGAAAUGGAGGGAAUUUCCAUACAUAUAUCCUCCUAAGAGAUAUAGGGAAGACAACAUUUCUGUUUUAGAAUAAGCUUUGGAGUCUUUGUGUGCCCGCUCAGAUUAAAAAAAAAAGUAAAGAAGAGCAUUACUGCCUUGGUUUGGAAAGUCCCCCUACUCCAAGUCAGAAGAAAGCUUAGCUUAGAAAGUUUUGUACGCACUAAGCAUGGGUAUAAACUCCAUUGAACACUCUAGGAUUUAAUUCUAAAUUAGCCAUGCAUAGUACUAUGAAAAUACAAACUUCCAUUGCACUGAGAGAGUGCAGUUGUGACUGGAAAUGAGAUGGUGGCUUAAACAGUUGAGACUUUGGCAUAAUUGUAACUAGAAUACGGGGACACAAGUGACUAAAGGCCGUUUUGUAAAGCAUUGCAGGUUCGAAGCAAACCAAGGGAGGACACUUUGUGGUGGUUCUUCUAUCUGUCCAAAGGGAAAUCUGAUACACCUGCCACAAACUACUCCGGUGGAACCCAGCUGCCUUCGUUUCUAAGAAAUGAAGUUACAUCUGUUUGCCAGUUUUACAUACAUUUUAAUUUGCAUUAAAAUAUUGCAAUGACAUAUUGUUAGUUAAAUUAUAUUUUGCAACUUUUAGUGUAAUAAACAGUGUUGGCAUUUUG